Carassius carassius (crucian carp) is the source of this 2040-nucleotide messenger RNA. RefSeq names its product tripartite motif containing 35-13 (gene trim35-13). Lineage: Eukaryota; Metazoa; Chordata; Actinopteri; Cypriniformes; Cyprinidae. The record is from RefSeq and is a predicted model, not a curated record. Gene Ontology annotation, molecular function: zinc ion binding; protein binding. The transcript has 6 exons. Bases 505 to 1899 code for a protein of 464 amino acids.
CUACAAAUAGCGCUGAAUGUUUUAUAACCAUCUCUAAUGAAUGCAUGAAAGAUUUAACUUGUUGUGGUGAAGAUUCAUGGAAAUGUUUCAGUUAAAGUACCGAUGAUAUUCAGAGUAACACUGAAAAUCAGGAGGGUGCAAAAACUUUUUCCACACCACUGUUCUUGCCAGUUUUAUGUUUAUUUAUCCUGCCUUUUAAUUAUUCUUAUGAGGUGGCAUACAUUAUCUUCUCAAAAGAAAAUCUUGACAUAUUUCCUCUUACGUCAGUGCCGGGUUCAAAUCGCUUUCCAGGAGCUUGAUGUUACAUAAUAUACAGAAAGAAUGUUUAGGCAUUCAUCAGUAGAUAUCAUGUGUCUGCCAAGACCUUGCUCAGUGAUGUACAGUAUUCUUUGAGCAAAUACUGCAGCCAAUCAGAAGACAGAUCUCCCAAGGGUAAUCUAAGUGAGAGGGAGGGCAUAGUAUCCCCUUGUGACCCAACUGGGCAAUGAAGGGCUCAAAGGAGCAAUGGCCUCCAAGCAGUCACAUCUCGCAGAAGACCUGUCAUGCCCCAUUUGUGGAAAUAUCCUACAAAAGCCCAUAGUGCUGUUUUGCAGACAUCGCUUCUGUAAACUCUGUCUGGAGAGCCUGUGGAAUGGUGGAGGAUCUUGCGAAUGCCCCCUUUGCUGUCAGCCAUCAUCUAUGGGGGAGCUCAUAGUCAACACCACACUUGAAAAGACCUGCGAGGGCUUUCUGGAGCACUGCAAAAAUGACCCUCUUGCGUGCAAGGAGCAUGGCGAGACCUUGACACUCUUUUGUUUGGAGGACCUGGAACCCACUUGUAGCACAUGCAAAUCAUCUGCCUACCACAAGAGUCACAGGUUAUAUCCCUUAAAUGAAGCUUCACAUGACUGCAAGGAGGAACUCAAAAAUGCUUUGAAACCACUUCAGCAUAAACUGAAGCUCUUCCAAAAAGCAAAACUCACUUGUGAGCAAGCAAUAGACCAUAUUAAGAGUCAGGCAGAGAACACAGAGAGGCAGAUACGAGAGGAGUUUGAGGCACUGCACCAGUUCCUGAGACACGAGGAGGCCUCCAGGCUUUCGGUGCUAAAGCAGGAGGAGGAUCAGAAAAGGCAGAUGAUGAAUGAUAAGAUUGAAGAUUUGGACAAUGACAUCUCUUCACUUAGCAACACUAUAAGAAUUGUUGAACAGGAGAUGAGAUCUCAGGAUAUCCCAUUCCUCAAGAAUUAUAAAGACACCAUAAAGAGAACCUGGCGUAUUCCCCAGGAUCCAGAGAUGAUAACAGGUUCACUGCUUGAUGUAGCCAAACAUCUAGGCUCAUUAAAGUUUAAAGUCUGGGAAAGAAUGAUGGAAAUCAUUCAAUAUACUCCAGUGACUCUUGAUCCAAACACUGCGGCAAGCUGCUUCCUCCUGUCAGAGGAUCUGACUACAAUACAGUGCUGCUCGCAGACCUUUAAACUCCCAGAAAACCCUGAGCGCUUCGAUAUAGGUGCAGAGGUGCUGGGCUAUGAGGGCUUCAGCUCAGGGCGACACAGCUGGGACGUGGAGGUCAAAAACAACACUUACUGGGUCAUUGGAGUUGCAAGCGCAUCCAUCAGCCGGAAGGGAAAGCAUGUACUGACCCCUGCAGAGGGAUUCUGGACCAUUAGGCUACGAAACGGAGAGUAUAAGGCCUGUACUGCCCCAUGGUCACCGCUAACUAUGACUAAGGAGCCGCAGGUGGUGAGAGUCGUAUUGGACAUGAACAGGUCCAGGGUGACUUUCUACGACCCACGAGAGAGAACGCCUCUGUUCACCUUCACGGACAUCAUCACUUCGAGAGGAUUCCCAUACUUCUGCAGCGCCUGUAAGGAGCACCCACUGAAAGUGUUGCCAGCAUGGAUCUCUAUUAAGACAGACUGAUGCGAAGAACGUGCCUCUCAGCGUCUCUUUCUUCAAGUCUCACCUCUCAUGUUAAGCCCGGCUCAAACUGAGUGAAUUUGGCAACUAUUUGGUCGCCUUAGACAAAUUUUAAUUCCUAUAAUCCAAGGCUAAAAUCUGUUG